Solanum tuberosum (potato) is the source of this 676-nucleotide messenger RNA. Its product is annotated as thebaine 6-O-demethylase-like. The transcript is spliced from 2 exons. The record is from RefSeq and is a predicted model, not a curated record. Lineage: Eukaryota; Viridiplantae; Streptophyta; Magnoliopsida; Solanales; Solanaceae. The coding region runs from base 48 to 473 and encodes 141 amino acids.
AUCUUUCCAUCCUAGUUAACGAUUUUGCUAGAAAAAAAAUAAAGUUGAUGAUGGAAGAAGCAAGGUCGAGAAAGCUAGGUGGUUCUUUGAAAGUUCCUAACGUUCAGGAAAUGGCAAAACAACAACUAGCAGGUGUUCCGCCGCGAUAUAUUCGUAUUAAUGAUGACGAAAAUCAAUUGUAUAAUUCUUCCAUAUUAUUGCCUCAUCAAUUAGCUCCAGUUAUUGACAUGGAAAUAAUUAAAGAUGACGAUGAUACAGAGCUUAACAGGUUUCAUCUUGCUUGCAAAGAAUGGGGAUUUUUCCAGUUGGUGAAUCAUGGAGUGAGUUCAUCAUUGAUGGAGAAAGUGAAGUCAGAAAUCAGAGCAUUUUUCGAUCUACCAAUGGAAGAGAAGAAGAAAUUUGAGCAAGAAGAUGGAGAUGUCGAAGGAUACGGGCAAGCCUUUGUUGUAUCUGAAGAACAAAAGUUAGAUUAGAGUGAUAUACUUUACAUGAUCACUCUCCCUACUCAUUUGAGAAAACCUCACUUGUUUCCAAAGCUUCCCACCUCACUCAGGUACCAUAAUAUAUACUAAUUGAGUUUACGAUAGUGAAUGUUUUUUUCUAUAGAAUAUUUAAGUUCUUGGACCUUCAAGGGAUGCAUUGGAACAAUACUCAACAGCUCUGAAGGAACUUGCUA